Molecule: messenger RNA, 7093 nt
Organism: Xyrichtys novacula (pearly razorfish)
Lineage: Eukaryota; Metazoa; Chordata; Actinopteri; Labriformes; Labridae
Source: the annotation of a GenBank genome assembly
GGGCAUGCGCAUAACGUUCCAGAGUCAAGAUGCCUUCCGCGCGCUCUCGUUGGCCAGUCUCCACAGCUGCAGCAGGAAUGGUAAAGUGAAUGUUUCUUUUAAAAAAACUGUUUGACAAGGACAUUUUAAAGCUGAUAUCAAUCCCGAGAACAUUGGUGGACUACAACCCUCUUUAAGAGACAUUUUCUGCUAUUUUUUUAGCCACCGGAGUACGACUGCUACACCGUGUAGGAGGAGCCAGCGGCGUGUUUCCGUUAACAGCAGGCCGAGCUGAGAGAGAGGCACCGCGGUGUGAAAUCUAUGCUGCCACCCUGAGAAUUACCGAACAGAGGAGGAACUGUAAUCAGGGCAACAUUAAAGUACACUUUGUUUGGGAGCUUUCGUUGCCCACUUUUAAAAAGGAGCACUAAUAAAGCUGAAGGAGGGGCAGCUGGACUGUCAGCAAUGGAAGCCGAGUUUCGGGAAAUCGAUGAAAACGGGAGUUGGAGCGCUGUUUAUCAGGUAGGACCUUUCAGUAAAAUCAAGGUGGAAAUGAGACUGUAGUGGUGAAGAUGUCACUUGUGGAUCACAUUAUAAUCAUGGCAGAGUGAGUGGGCGUACUGCAGCCCUGUACCAGCCUUUGUAGUCAUUACCCUUGUAUAGUCCCUGUUCCGUUUGCUCUGUGACCAAAUCCGGUGAUUGAUGAGUCUGUCUGGGUCUCUCUCAAGCAGCACAUCAGUGAUCCAACAAGGACAAUACUUGAUCAGGAAAAGAUUAUUUAAUUAUAUUAUUGAUAUUCCUGAAUUUUUGCCAAUUCAAUUAAUUUUUAAAGGUUUUCUCACAAAGUGUCCAUCCAUCAGAGUCCAGCAUGAAUCAGCUGAUAUUAUAUUUUGACUGCACAGUUCCCCUUACAUCCCUGCUUGCUCAUGAGUUGGAAAUAUUUUGCAUUUUCUUGUCAUAUCAUCCAACACAAGGGUUAGUAUGAUGAGUUUUUCCACAUCCUUUUAUAAGGAAAUAGGAAGAGGUAACACCAGCUUUUAUGAUCAUUUUCACAUGCUCACGCCUCCUCUAGACCAAUCCUGCAACAUCCACACUGCACUGAGUAGUAGGUGUUAUUUAACUGUAAGUGUUUUUGUUUAUUCUUUCACAGGAUAUUCGCCAGCAGUCAUGUGAUCUCCCGUGCAAGUUUGCCAAAUUACCAGAGAACAAGAAUAGGAAUCGUUACCGAGAUGUUAGCCCAUGUAAGUUUCUGUUGAAUGUUUGCAUGAAGGGAACAAAAUAUUCUCCUGUAGAGGGACAAUGCCCUCUUCCUGGAACCCUCAUUGUGUUCAAAUAUCGGCCAGCUUAGGGGUUACAUCAGCAUCAAGCUGAGCUGAGUCUAAUACAGGUGAUUAUGUUAUACAAAUAUAUGAUGUUGACCUCUGAUGCAAUUGUGCUAAGGUUUAUUUGAAGCCAUACUAAGUCAUUGUUACACCAUAGGUGGAGCAUUGCAUCACUCUGAUCUAUUUAAAGUGUAUUUAUUGAUUUUCUAAGUAUGUUUAUAAAGCCUGUGCAUGCAGGUUGAGCUUACAGGAGCAAGAGGCUUUCAUUGCAGGCGUGUUAAGCACUAUUAAUAUCAUUUAUAUUGUUAUGAUAAGUGAGACUGAGCACAUUAAACCACAAUAACAUGAAUAUAAAUUUGUCAGGGGUUAGCAAAAGAUCAUUUGCAGCUGUAUUCCCACAGGAGCGCAGCAACUAAUAAAGUGAAAGAAUAACAGUCUGUCUCAGCUAUCUCAAUCUGAUGAUACAAGAGGACAAAUAUACAAACAAAAAGUUAGAGUCGCUUUUAAAAAUCAGAUCAUUCAUUUCUCAGCAGAGUUUGAUGACAUUUCCUCUGUCAUAAAAUAUCUUAACCCUGCAGUGUUUCUUUCAUUUGUACUUUCCAUGUAAAGUUGCGAUCCAACAGCUGGUUGUGCGGUUUCCUCUCUUUUCACACUGUUAAAGAUAUGCAAAUAUUUCAGCCCAGAGAGUGCAAAUAGUUACUGUACAUGCUAUCAAGCAUGGCUUUGUCACUUUUAACAAGAAGUGAAAAUCAGUAACCUGGAACUAGCUCAUGCUGUUGACUUAAAACCUGAAAUAAACUUACCAGAAAAGUUUUCUCUUUCUUGGUAUGAAAGUAGAGAGUUCACACCUGCACACCUCACAAAAACAGACUCACCAUUUGUUCUCAGCAGCUGUAUGUCUCUGUGAAUGACAUAGUAGUGCCCCUGUGUUGUGACAUAUUAAUAACACUCACACUCCUUUUUCUUCCUGUCAGUUGACCACAGCAGAAUAUGUCUGCAGCUGGGUGCGAACGACUACAUCAACGCCAGCCUGAUCACAGUAGAGGAGGCACAGAGGAACUAUAUUCUCACUCAGGUAAGCUUAGAGAAGUUUUCGCAGUUCUCUUCUGGGAAUCGGACAGAUCAUCACACCUCUCUCAGAACCCUUAUGUUGAGUAAUGUUUGUUAUUAAGUGGGAAAUUGGUGGGGAGUCAUCUUUAGUCGGGAAAUAUACAUGAGAAGAUGUCGUCAUGGAGUGACAAGAGGUGGAGGGAUCAUUUAACACAAACAGUUUUAACAGAAUUCAGUAUGACAUCCUUACAAAGAACAUCCUCCACCGUGGAAUUAACAUCUCUAAAACAAAAUAUCAUAGUAUUUAUUGAUUUAGGAUUGAUGUGAAGACUGUUGUAUUAGACUGCAUUUAUUUAAGCUAGGCGUGCCCUAUAAACUGCUAACUGUGGGUAAACAAUAAAUGAGUGGCCUAUAAAAUAUGAUGUAUUAUUAGCCCAUGAUAACAGCUCCUCCUGUGGGCACUCAUUAGUGGGUUCUGGUAAAUAAAUAGCCAAUCAAUAAUUAAUGAAGCGAAAACUUUGGUUAAGUACAUUAAUAGGCACUUAAAUCUUCUGCUAUCCUCUCACAGCUUCAUUAUAUCGCCCUUUAAAAAAAUCGUACUCUAAUUUACAGAGACCACUGAACAACACAGUCAUAAUUUAACAUGUUUACUUUGACAUGACUGAACAUAGGAUCAAAGUCUGCAUGCAGAUCAUGUCAAAAUGGUCAGUGGCUAAGCUAGCGCCACCAGCCCUCGGUCCUCUGUGCAGGUGAACACCCAGGUAACAUACCUGUGCAAGUAACACAUUGCUCUAGCUGAGUGGUUACGUGCUGGUUUAACCAAACAACGCCCACAUACAACCUUAUCUCCAUUUUUUAGAUCAAAAUAUUGCCCAGCUGUGUCACAGAACAAGAUAAAAUCAGUCGUCUGUGCCUGUUUACAUCCAGAUAGUUGAGCUUUAUUGGGCAGCUGUGGCUCAGUGGUAGAGUAGGUUGUCCUCUAAUAGGAAGGUUGUGGAAUUGAUCCAAUACUUGGCCCCACCCUACCCUGUUGGCUGCAACCUGUGGUGUGUGAAUGGAGUUUAUUUUACUGUGUAAUGGCAUCAGGUAUAAACUGGAGCUACAGCCCCAGCUGGUGGCAGGUGACUGUGCUGCAGCUCAGGCACAACAGAAGAUCAGCAUUAUGGGCCUCAAAAGAUCAAAUGAUAAUAAUUAGUUUCCUCGCCUAAUACUUCAGACAACAACUAGCAAGGAUGGCUACAUUUAAAUGUUUGAUGGACUAAACAUCUUUAAUUAAAACAGGUUUCAAGUUGUUUCAAUAAGCACUCUUUAUUCUUGCUCAGGGACCCCUUCCAAACACAUGUGGCCACUUCUGGGAGAUGGUGUGGGAGCAGAAGACCCGCGGCGUGGUGAUGCUGAACAGAGUCAUAGAGAAAGGAUCUGUAAGCACCGGUCUUCUUUCUGUUCAGUGUAUCCUCUUACUAUCCAGCUAUGUGUUUGUGCACCAAUAACCCGAGCAAUGCUGCUUUCUAUUUCUGUUCCCGUCAUUUGAUUGAAGAUAAAAUGUGCCCAGUAUUGGCCUCACAGAGAAGAGAGAGAUGCUAUCUUUGAAGACACAAAUUUCAAGCUCACAUUCGUCUCAGAAGACAUUAAAUCUUACUACACAGUCCGGCAGCUGGAGCUAGAAAAUCUGUCUGUAAGUCUCUUUCUCAGUCUCUUUAGAUUUUUUGAAAUAAAUCUUGGGUAAAAGUCGACUUUGUUUUAAAGAUUUUUCCGUGAUUUUCCUUCUAGACUCAAGAGACUCGUGAGAUUUUACACUUUCACUACACCACCUGGCCUGACUUUGGGGUACCAGAGUCUCCUGCCUCCUUUCUUAACUUCCUGUUCAAGGUGCGAGAGUCGGGUUGUCUAAACUCGGAUCAGGGACCAGUGGUGGUCCACUGCAGCGCUGGAAUUGGACGCUCUGGGACUUUUUGUCUUGUGGACACCUGCCUCUUAUUGGUUUGUACAUAUCAAUGUCACAGGCAGCCUUUUAGCAGCACCUGACUGUAGCUCUGUCAGAACUAAAGUGAACGUUUGUCAUGUUGGAUGUAGAUGUCCAUGCGUAAGGAUCCGUCUUCAGUGCGUAUCCGUGAUGUGCUGCUGGAGAUGCGGCGCCAUCGAAUGGGUUUGAUUCAGACCGCAGACCAACUUCGCUUCUCCUACCUCGCUGUCAUUGAAGGUGCCAAGUACAUCAAGGGAGAUACAUCGCUGCAGGUGAGUCCUGACUCUCUAUUCUGCUCUCUGCUGACCCGGUGUUUCUUCCUGUGAAUGAAAACCUGCAAUAUCUUACAAAUCUACCAGUUUAUUUUGAUUUAUUUGCAAAUACUAAGACGGAUUUUUGUUUUGUUUUUGUUCCAAGGAGUCAUGGAAAGAGCUGUCAAACGAGGAAGACGAUCCUCCGGAGUUCACCCCUCCUCCUCCUAUUCCUCCUCCCAGAGAUCCACACAACGGCAAGGUUGAGCCAUUCUUUUUCCCCGAAACCGAUGAGAUCAUCCAGCAGAUGAUGUUUGGCAAUCUGGGGUAAUUAUGGAAGUGAUGCUUUAGGAAAUUUGCUUUCGUAUAGACUCAUUUGAUAAAAGUGCUUUUUUCCCCCAAAGAACAGAAUUACGUUUACCUCAAAAAAACAUCUUUUUUAUUCUUUAGCUUCAGUUAACUGAGCAGCUCUCACACCUGGCAGCAAAAUAUUUAUUUAUGAAUGACUAAAUCUAAAAAUAGAAGUGACCAGUGUUUUCUCUGUGAUGGCAUUAAAGCUGUUCUGUGUCUCCAUCAGGUCCUCACAAGAGACAGACUUGCGAAAGAGGAUUGUCACUGCCUCCAGUCCUCCUCCUGACUGUGGAGAUCAGCUUGAUGGUCAGGCGGGAAUCCAAGAUCAAACCUCAAAAGCUCCGACCAAAACCCAGCAGCAGCAGCAGCAGCACCUCGAGUCUGAAGAUCAGGAGUGGGCUGAGGCAGUGGAGCAGCCAAAGGAAAGGCCUCCAGCACCAGAGACCUGGUCUCCUCUACUAACCAACGUGUGCCUGUGCACGGCGCUGGCCCUCAGUGCAUAUGUCUGCUAUCGAGCCUAUUUCCACUGAUGUCUGUCCCUCUGCCUCGUUUUUUUCGUUCCUCACUGUCUCUCCACUGAUGUCAAAGUGGACGGGGUUGAUCAGUUAGCCUGCUGUGACUGUGCGAGUGGAAGAAUUGUUUGGACUUUUCUGCUUCACUCGUUUAUUUUAGAAAAUGCAGUUCAGGGGGUCGGCUGGUUGGAGUUAGGAAAGCUGCCAGUUAACCCACUUUUCAAGAAGUCAUCUUGGACGCUCAGGGCCUUGUUUUUUUCAGGUGUCACAUCCCAAAUACCCGUGCUGACUUAAAAACAGACUGAAGAGAGAGUUUGUACCUAAAGAGAGGAUAUUGUACCGUCAGUAGAGGGAGAGAGAUCUGUUUUUAUUAGUUGAACCAGGAUAAACAGCCUGUCAGGGCUCCUUAGCCCCACUUUAUUUACCAAACAUGUUCUUCCAUUUCAGCCAGAAAUCAAGGAGCCAGAUUUUCAUCCAGCCAGCCUAAAAAUAUGCCAGUAAGGGAGACAUUUCUGAAAAAUGGUUCGUUUUCCCCAAAAUGAAUCCCUGAAGAAAGAUAAAUUAUGUGACGCUCCAAGGGUAGUGAGCCUGUGCCCACUGGACAAGAGUCACAUACAUGAGAUUGUUCUGUACUCACUCGUGGAGUCACCAGUAGAGUACAUACAAUACUGUCAUUUGGGAUUUGUGUUUUUGUCUGUAUUUUUGUGAGAGGGGUGUGCAGUUGAGGUCUCUACUAAAGGCUAAAUUUAGUCUGAAUUAUGAAAAUAACAUUUAAAGUUCAUCAGAUGUGAGAUGAAGAGAAAACGGUGCUGAGACGAGGUGAUGUGUCUCACUCUCAGUUCACCUGGCAUCCUCAAACUGACAUUGGAGGUAUCUGCAGGUUGUUUUUAACGCUCUAACACUUGGCUCAGUCACUUUUUAAGGGAAUACCUUUUUUUCAGCCUGGUGGAUAAAUGUGUGUAAAGAUGUUCGAUGCCAAAAGAGUGUAACGUAACCAAACAGCAAUGUAAUGUAAGCGUAUUAAGUCAUGAGAGUUACACACAGGAAUGCCAGCUUCUUGAGACACGAAGUAACACCCUCUCUCUGGUAACACCCAACUCUUUUCUGCCAGCAAUACAAACACCCGUUAAUGUGUCACCCUUUACUUCACCAAACUGAGUUUGAACAGGGAUUUUAAACAAACCAAAAACCAAACACCAGCACAGGGAUGAAAACAAAACACUGAAGUGAAGAUCUGUUGUUUCAUAGUGUGGCCCUGAGCUGGAGAUCUUUUUUUCUAUGAUUUUUUUUUUAGCAUGCUGCAUUUGUGAAUCAACAGGUUUUGUCCUAAAAAGAGAUUAGCUGAGCUGCUAGCAUUCAGUUUACCUUUGUGACUCCACGGCGAGUCUGACAACUGUACCUUUCUUUAGAAUGUAUAAAUGUCCUCCACAGGGACAAACUCUUAUUAGAUAGAAAUAUAUAUUUUUUUCAGGUCAGGUUUCAGUGUGCUGAGUUUUUCCUUUUAGUUUGUUUAAUUCAGCUUUAGCAAGGGAUUAAAUCUCAGCACCUGUGCAGCCAUUGCACCAGGUUCUCCUGUUUUUCUACACUUAAUGCUGAGCUCAAAAACAUGUAUUUUUUUAUUUACUUUUGUUGUUUUCCUUUUUGAAUAAAAAAACAACUAUUGGA